Molecule: messenger RNA, 1647 nt
Organism: Cryptomeria japonica (Japanese cedar)
Lineage: Eukaryota; Viridiplantae; Streptophyta; Pinopsida; Cupressales; Cupressaceae
Product: naringenin,2-oxoglutarate 3-dioxygenase
Exons: 3
Coding region: 158-1213 (351 amino acids)
Source: RefSeq, a predicted model, not a curated record
GAAAGCAUUCCAUGCUUCACAUUCUGCCACGAAACUCUCAAUUAAAUUGAGUUUAUUAAUGCAUGCUGCAAAAAAGUUUUAUAUAUUCUCCAUCUCGAGAGGGAAACUCAAAUCUGAGACUCGUUUAGUUUUGGCGUGGCAUAGAAAUUAGAAUAGGAUGGCACAUGCGGCGAUAGAUAGUGUGAGAGGCUUGGUAGAUUCUGGCGUUAAGGAUCUGCCUUUGAGCUUCCUCAAAGAUGAGCACGAGCGUCCCACAGUCCCGCACAAUGUCUUUUGCCAUGAUAUUCCUGUCAUUUCCCUCCUCAACUCUCGGGGGCAUGGAAGAGAUCAAGUAAGAACCGAGCUGAAGAAGGCCUGUCAAGAGUGGGGAAUAUUUCAGGUUGUGGAUCAUCGAAUUCCAAAGGAGCUCACAAACCUAAUCAUGACCCACGCGAUGGAUUUCUUCUCACUCCCCCUCGAGGAAAAAUUAGAGUAUGCUUUGAAGCCCGGAAGCUAUCUUGGCUAUGGUAAUGGCAGCUUUAUCAAGGACGACCCUCUCAUGGAUUGGAGAGAGCUCUACGUUACCAGAUGUUUGCCUCGGGACCUAAAUCUAUGGCCUUCUAAACCACCAACUAUGCGGAAGACUAUUGCAGAUUACAGCGACGCUACCCUUGGGCUGGUAGGAGAGUUAUUAGAGCUCAUCUCCGAAGCUCUUGAGCUAGAGUCUAAAGCCAUAGAGAAUGCGUGCGGAGAUGCAGAACAGAAGCUUCUAUUGAAUUAUUACCCAAAAUGCCCUCGACCUGAUUUGACGCUGGGAUUAAAGAGACACACAGAUCCGGGGACCAUAACUUUGUUGCUUCAGGACAAAGUUGGGGGACUGCAAGUCACUAGAGAUGACGGCAAAAGUUGGGUGACUGUCGAACCAAUUGAGGGGGCAUUUGUGGUGAAUUUGGGAGAUCAGAUGCAUGUGUUAAGCAAUGGCAUUUUUAAGAGCGCAGAUCAUCAGGCUGUGGUGAAUUCGAGCAUUACAAGAUUGUCCAUAGCAACUUUCUACAAUCCCAAUCCAAAUUCGAUAGUUUAUCCAUUGGAGGGAUUGGUUGACGAGGAGCAUCCCAGCAAAUUUGAACGCUACAUCUACAAUGAGUUUUAUGGCAGAAAGAUGAGCCAGCACGUAGUUGAGAGAGGAAAAAAGCUAGAUUUGAUGGAAGGGAAGAAGAUAAAUAGUACAGUUUAGAUACUUUCAAAUCUGGAAAACAUUAAAAUCUACACAUUGAAUUGCUGGUGGUCUAACUAAUUUGUUAUCACUAGAGUGAGCAGGGUUUGGCAUUGUAAACAUUAGGUAGCUAGGGUUUGCAAUAUAAUUUGACUAAAGGUAUCUGUCUUUUUUGUGUCUAGUAUUUAGAUUUUUGUGGGUAUCAGAAAUGUAGAGAUAGGGAUAUUUUAUUUGAUUGGUGGUAUGUGCAAGUCCGGAUAAGACCAGCAGUCUUUGAACGAUGUUUUAUCUCGACAAUUAAGGCAUUUCAAGUCAUUUGGAGCAAAUCAAUAGUGGAGGAGUGAAUUUAGACUUAAUUAGUGAGAGUUUAAACAUAACGUAAUUAAAUUUGCAUUUUAAUUGUGUACACAUUGGAAGUAAAAGAUUUAAUAAAAUUUAACUUAUAUGCGUCUUAA